UUAUGUCGGGAAGGCGACGGCGGACUGUUCGGGUGGUCACGCUAUAGGCGGUGGCCGGUAGUUCGUGUGUUCGACACUGUAACCCGAGCGUCCCGACUCCCGAGCAGUCGACACUCGACAGUCUGACAGUCGUGACUUUGUGAGCAAUGAGCAUUGAGCACCACACAACAUUCGACACGGGCAGCGCUCCAUUUUGCCUCUGACCGACACGGCGUACCUUCGUUACACUUCGUGCACCGUCGUCGUCCAACGAAUCGCUCCGCUGAUCAGCAUUCCGGUGCCGCCGUUCUUCGUCCGAAUCGGGCGAAUUGUCCGCACUCCGUUGACUCGCUCACAUGAUUCAGUAAGGUUCGCUUCGGUGUGACGGUGUUGAUUCCUUUCCCGGCUUUCCCCAUUAGCGGUUUUAUCGCGUACGGGGUCUCGCGCCUGUGCGCCGGUCUGCGACUCCGCGUGUAUCGUAUAUCGAUUGUCAUUUGUCGGUCUCUUUUCGGCCAGAUAUCUUUUCCCGAAUCACACGCUCGCCAACAUUACAAUUAAUUAUUAUUUCCCUAAACUCAAGUGGAUUGUUGUUGUUUAUUAUUUUCAUCGUUGAUAAUGUUAUAAAUACAACGGAUAACGAUAAUAUAUAUUUUUUUUUAAUUUGUAUUGUGAGCUUUGUAAAAUUAUCCAGUUAUCGUUGUUUGUGAAACAAUUGGGUAUAUCAUUAUCGUCAUGUUGUUUGAGGACAUCUGAACAGCUGCAGCAGCACACGGAAUCGGACUCAGUUAAAACUACGAUAAAGGAAUAUUCAAUAUUGAAACGUAAAUGGUCAAUACAAGAGCGUGUACAAUGGAUUCAGAAAAAGGGAAGAAAACCCAAAAAAAAAACCCAAACAGAAGUAGAUCGAACAACUCUGGAAAUGAUAAACCAAAAAUGAAAUCCGACAGUAAGUCGUCCUCUAUUUGUUCAAAUCCAGAGAGUGAAGAAGAUGAUAAUGCACCUACAACAGUAUUAAAUCCACCAGCUGGGUCAUCAAUCAAAGUGACUUUAAAAAAGACAAGGUCAUGUAGCAGUAGUUCUUCUAGGGAAUCAACCCAAUCAUUUGAAGUUGUGAGAAGACUUACAACUACUACCGAAAGUGUUUCUGGCGAAGAAGAUUGCGAAAAUCCAAAGGACUCUGGACAGGAAAACACUUCUGACAAAUCACCCUCUGUUGAUGCAGGUGAAAAUGAAAAGGAAUCUGAAGGAGAGUCUCAGAAUGGUAAUAGUUUUGAUGACAGUGAUAUAGAGAUAUUGUCAGAUGAUUCUGAUGAAUCACUUACUGAAAGACCUAGUCCAGCUGUGUCAGUUAAAGCUGAGGAGAAGAAUGUAUCUAUUAAUACAGUAGUAGAUUUAAAAACUGAAGAACUUCCUCAGAAUUCUACAGCAGUUAAGAAAGAAGAAUGUAAGAUACAAAUUAAAUCAUUAAAAGAAGAACAGUUAAUAAAAGAAUCAGACUCAGAAGGUGACAUAGUUAUCAUAAAAAAUGAUAAUGAAACUAAAAAUACUGAAGUACCUCAAUCACAAAACGGUGUUGAAAAAAAUGAAAUUAAAGAGCAGGUUAAAGAACAAAAGUUUAAAGUUAAUGUUCGUUCUCUUGAUGAUUUAGUUGAUCCUCGUAAUGCAAUUCGAAUCAAUAUGCAAUCGACUUCACAAAUAGACAGGUCACCAAAUUUUUUAACUCAAAAUGGUGGAGGGCCUUUUCCUCCGCCAUAUUUGUCAUGCGAUGUCUGUGGAUUACAUUAUGAUUCUUCAGAAUUAUUAAAUGAUCAUAAAAUAACCAUGAAACAUUUCAAAUGUUCUUUCAAGGAAUGUGAACAUUUAGUAGAAUCAAGUCAACAAGAGUUUCUAGAUCAUCAACGUAUAGUUCACAAUAGUAUGCCAUCACCAGUUCAACAAUUAGCACACCAAGUUCAACGUUUACCAGCAAUGGGUUUUGAUCAACAGUUACAGUCUGGUGUACCACCAUUACCUGAGAGCCUAUCUCCUAGUAUGUAUACACAAUCAUUACGGAUGCCUAAUCAGCCAGUUCCUAUGCAACGUGCCAUGCGUCCAAUGAUGAGGCCUGCCUUGCCACAUAUGAUUUCUCCUAGAGGACGUAAUGUACAAAGAGGAUCAACUAUGAGAGGAAGACCAGUUUCUUUGAAUGCAUCUCCAAGAGGCAGUUCUUUAAAAAGACCAUUAACCGCACCUAGACGGGGAACUCCACCUAUGAAACGCACAAAUGUAGAKAGAAAUUCCUUUACAACUACCUUGAACAAGACUCCUCAGAUUGCUAAAUCCAUAGCAGAAUCUCUAACCAAAAAUGCAACUAAAAAUUCAGCAUCUCCGGCUUCACAACAAGAUGUUGUUAAUUUGUUUUCCAAACGAGGACUCACUAUUAGCACGGUGGAUAAUGGAAAAAAUUCAAUUCUUCCUGCUGGACUUAGCUUGAACUCAGCUGUUUCCAUUAUACCUACAUCACCUCUUAAGAGCAUGGACACUGUUGAUUUAACUGGUCCUGAUAAACCAAAAAAGUAUUAUCCUUGUGAAGUAUGUUCAAAAACAUAUACGAGUUCUGAAAAAAUGUAUGAACAUUUAUCUAUUGCACAUAAAUCAUUUCCAUUUACAUAUAAGUGUAACCAUUGUUCAUUUGGUUGUCAAACUGUUGAGGCUUGGAAUCGGCAUAAAUCAACAAAUCACAGAUCAGAAAUCAAUAACUCAUCAUUAGUGAUCCCCGUUGUAGACUUGAGUAGACCUGCUACUAAUAUGAAACUGAGAAGUUUGGGUAUCACCCAGUACAUAUCAGUUUCCCAACUGGAUAACCAAGGUGGCCAAUUUGGUAUACCAAUCAUUUCUUUUGGAAAGAAGGGCAAUUUACGAGAGGCAAUGAACACUUCCACCUAUUUCAGUUUGGGGACACUACAGAACAUACAAUGAAUAUCAGACAAAGACUGUUUUAAAAUAGCAUCCAUUUUGGUUGUAAUUUUUGCAUUUUACUCAAUAAUCGCAGUUUUAUGCAUUUUAUUACAAAUUUAUUAUGUAUCAACUUAUACUACUUUAAUUUGGUACAAUUUAAAAAUGAAUUUUGAUUUUGUUUUUUUUUUAGACUAAAUU
Messenger RNA from Diuraphis noxia (Russian wheat aphid), 3114 nucleotides. RefSeq lists its product as uncharacterized. Gene Ontology annotation, molecular function: DNA-binding transcription factor activity, RNA polymerase II-specific; RNA polymerase II cis-regulatory region sequence-specific DNA binding. Gene Ontology annotation, biological process: regulation of DNA-templated transcription. Lineage: Eukaryota; Metazoa; Arthropoda; Insecta; Hemiptera; Aphididae. The record is from RefSeq and is a predicted model, not a curated record.